AGGACGAACACCGAACAGAGAGUGACGAAUUCCUGUGAGUAUGUUCUGUUACUCAUCCACCCGGAGUGACGAACAAGGUACAGACACAGACACAGGCACUGCACUGCACUGCACUGCAGCAAUCACGAACAGACCAACAGACACACUAUGUAUACACAAUCCUUUCUCCCUCGCUGUUGUCUGUCAGAUCGCCGCCUACAUCUUAUAUCUGAAGACCCUUUCUUGCCCAGCAAUGUCCAUCGUUGGCCCCCCGCCGGCCAGGUGAGAGUGAGACAUGAUACUGAUUCCAUGAAUGUCUCAUCUGCUGGUCGGUGGUGUUUGCUCAGCUUCCUGUCCGGUGUCAACAUCCUCCCGCAGCAGGUCAAUCAAAUGGAGGCGAGGAGAACACAACAGAGAGCCAUGUAUGCAUUCGUGUUGGUGCUCGAAUGCUUCAUUCAGUCAAAGGAGGGCCGGCUUUCGAAGACAACGAUGAAAGGGGAGGGAGGUCAGGAGGGAGGGAGGGAGGGAGGGAGGGAAACGCGCAUGAGUGCAGUGCAAAGUGUGUGUGUGUGUGUGUGCAGGAGUCUGCGUGUGACGGCAUCGCUAAACUCGCUCAGGGCAAGACGAAUACACAGACACAAAAGACGGAAACGCACACGUGUGUGUGGCUGCUGUGGUCAGGUCGUUCAACUCGAAGUGCGUUGAGUGGAGUUGGAGAGAGACGGACAGACGGACAGACGGAAGUGAACUGACUAACUGACUACUCACUGACUGACUGAAAGAC
This is a messenger RNA of Vitrella brassicaformis, 763 nucleotides long. The record is from the annotation of a GenBank genome assembly. Lineage: Eukaryota; Vitrellaceae.